Molecule: messenger RNA, 467 nt
Organism: Raphanus sativus (radish)
Lineage: Eukaryota; Viridiplantae; Streptophyta; Magnoliopsida; Brassicales; Brassicaceae
Product: CLAVATA3/ESR (CLE)-related protein 5-like
Exons: 1
Coding region: 77-322 (81 amino acids)
Source: RefSeq, a predicted model, not a curated record
UAAAAUCUCUCUCUUUCUCUUUCACGAUCUCUUACUAACCCCCAGAAGCUACCUUUAUUCUUCUUAAAUACCUAUUAUGGCGAAUUUAAUCCUUAAGCAAACUAUUAUCAUGUUCCUAAUCAUAUUUUCAUCAACAAUCUCAAGUACUCUGGCUCGAAUCCUCCAUGCAGACCGCGUUUCAAAUAUGGGAAAUAUGGAUAGUCAGGCUCUCCUACGUGAGCUGGGGUUUGAUCUUUCCAAGUUCAAAGGUUAUAACGAGAGGAGGUUUUUAGUGGAUUCGGACAGGGUUUCACCGGGAGGACCUGACCCGCAACAUCAUUGAAUAUGGUAGUUUCGGAUAUAUAACUUUACCGGAGAUCCAAGCACUAAUAAUUGUGAUUAGUCUAUGCAAGUCAUUGAAUAUCGCUAUUUAUAUGUUUUUCUUUUACUUUUUACCUUUCAUAAAUCGCACGUACAAUUUUGUUGUA